AUGGGAUGCUGCAGUGUGACCCAGAGGCACACAGGGAUCGACGAGGUGGGCCCCGACGAGAUUGAACUCUUGGAGCUCUCCGGGGACAAUUCAGGGGUUUGGAGUUUUGGAGAAACUAGACUUCAGUUAUCAGCGCGACACGGGAGAGAUGAGCCUCCACAUCGCUGCUCCUCCGUCAGGCAUCAUGAACCAGAGGUGGUGCUGUGGGGCCGGAGCAGAGAUGAGUUGCACCACAGGAUCUUCUCCCAGCCUCCUAUCCAGGACUGGGAGGGCCAACCUGCACACAUGUAUGGAGAGAUCAUCUACUCCUCCCCAGUGUCUCUGUACAACAGCUACACACAGGAGACGAGUGACUACUUCCUAGUGUUGUUCUCCUUCCAUUUGUUGCUGCUAUCUCUGGACCACUCUCACCGUGACUUUAUCUAUGAGGGCAUUCUCCCUCUCUCUGGACUGUCCUUCCAAGCCACCUCACUGGACCCUGACCUGCCACAUUCACCACAUAUGUUUGAGAUCAGCGGUCCGAUGGUUGACCCCAAAAUCUUGAUUUGCGCGAGUGCCGCUGAAUUAAGGACGUGGAUGGAGCACCUCGGAGAAAGGAGAUACAAGUCCAUGACACAACCACUCAGCCCAUCCAACUGUGUUCUCCCUUAUCUAUUACCUUGUGAUGAGCCCUGGAAAAAAGAGGAGUUGAAAAAAUACCUACAACAAGCUCCAAUAUGGCAGUGGGAAGGGCCCCCCAUACAGCACAUGGGACAGCCAGGAUACAUAGCCACUGUCCAUAUUGUCAAAACACAAAGACAGGGACUCCAGGAGAGACUCCUGGCACUCUUCCCUCACGACCUGCUGCUGCUGUCAGUGGACAACAAGCGCCUGAAUAUAAGAUAUGAGGGCAGGCUGGCCAGAUACAGCGUCAAGGCCGUGGAGAAAUCAGCGCUGCCCGGUCGACUUGAGUUUGACCUGAUAGGGGACAUGAUGGAGCCCCUGCAGGUCUGCUGCACCUGUCUAGACGACUACCAGAACCUGAUCUUUCAACUACAACAGCCAGAGAAACCCAGCCAAGUGGCUGCAAGUCACGGCGCCCCACCAGUCCUGCCAAAGCGCCAGAGGAGCAGAAAGGAGUCCCAUGAGCCAUUUAUAACAGCUGACCAACACCACACCAACGGAUGGAGUUGAUUCAUCAGCAGACUGUGAAAGGGUGGAAAAUCUACCCCUCUUAUUUCAUCUUGAGUUAUAACCUGUAGAUAACAUGUAAAUAACACACUUAGUCCUACUUAAACCUCGAAGUGGAGAUCUACUGACAUCUAAGGCUGUAGUGUGGCUUGUUUGAUUUUUUUUUUUCGAUCCAAAGGUACGUAGUGGGUUUAGUUCUUCCUUAAGGGAUCCGGGCUACUUGCCCGUCCUCAUGUGUGAUGCUUCAGAUGCCACCAGCUCAUAUCAAGCCUGACCCCCAGCUAAAGAAAUAUGGUCCAGUGUUGUAAGAACUGACUUCAUCACAAUUACCUGAAGUAAAGA
Lampris incognitus (smalleye Pacific opah) is the source of this 1512-nucleotide messenger RNA. Its product is annotated as probable pleckstrin homology domain-containing family N member 1. NCBI's taxonomy places the organism in Eukaryota, Metazoa, Chordata, Actinopteri, Lampriformes, Lampridae. The transcript has 11 exons. The record is from RefSeq and is a predicted model, not a curated record. The coding region runs from base 1 to 1173 and encodes 390 amino acids.